Molecule: messenger RNA, 3867 nt
Organism: Balaenoptera acutorostrata (minke whale)
Lineage: Eukaryota; Metazoa; Chordata; Mammalia; Artiodactyla; Balaenopteridae
Gene: TTC23
Product: tetratricopeptide repeat domain 23
Exons: 11
Coding region: 252-1652 (466 amino acids)
Molecular function (GO): protein binding
Source: RefSeq, a predicted model, not a curated record
GGUACUAAGUUGCUUUACGGGAAAAGGCUGCUCCAAUUUAGUCUGGAAUUGCUCUACUUUAGACUUUUUCUGGUUAUCAAUCUGUACAAAGAAUCACCAAACUGAAACAGCGUGGACCAAACUGAUAAAUCAGGCUGCCGAGACAAUUGUGUAAUUCGAUCGAAAAAGAAACGGACAACCUCUCAUGCACAUCGGGUAAUUGACAAAGGAUUUUACGACACAGUGAGAGAUAGGAUAAUGUAUAUAAAAAUAUGCAAGAAUCACAGGAAACUCACAUAUCCAACCACCUGGAUGAAAUUGUUGCUGCCGUCAGCAUAACACCUAGAAAAAAGCUCCAAAACAAGCUGCUUCAGACAGCACUGUUUCAGCCUCCUCGAGAGAAACUCCACCUCUGUGAAGAGAAAGCAAAGUCCUAUUCUAGCAGUCAUGAGUAUAAACAGGCUCUCCAGGAGCUUGUGCGCUGUGUGGCAUUGACGAGGAUCUGCUAUGGUGACUCACAUUGGAAACUGGCCGAGGCGCAUGUUAACCUGGCUCAGGGCUACCUCCAGCUGAAAGGACUGUCACUGCAAGCAAAACAACAUGCGGAAAAAGCCAAAGAAAUCCUCACCAACGCCAUUGUGCGUCCCUACAAUGACAAUACAGAUGUUUUCAAGUGUUCGGUUGAGUUAUUCCAUACCAUGGGGAGAGCCUUACUCUCCCUUCAAAAGUUUAAGGAAGCUUCAGAGAAUUUGACAAAAGCAGAGAGACUUUCAAAGGAGCUGCUGCAAUGUGGAAGGAUUAUAAAGGAAGAAUGGAUAGAAAUUCAAACGCAGAUCAAAUUGUCAUUUGCACAGGUAUAUCAAGGUCAGAAGAAAUCAAAAGAAGCUCUGCCCCAUUACCAAGAGGCUUUAGAAUAUAUUGAGAUCAGUAAAGGUGAAAAAAGUCUUGAGUGCAUACCAACAUUGAGGGAUUUGGCAGGUGUAGAACAAGCCCUGGGAUUUCACGACGCAUCCAUCAACCACCUUUUACAGGCUCAUCUCAUCGUCCUGAGCAGAAACCCCUCUCAAGAGGAGGCAGCCGUGUCCGCACACUCCAUCGCCUGUGCUGCUGUCGCUUCUGGGAGGCCUGAGCACCACGGUGAGAGCGAGAGCGAGCCUUCCGUGGGGUACAGCGAGGCCUGCUCCCUGCCUGUCCCAUAUGUGGCUGAGCAGUAUUUUCAGGAUAGCAUGGCUAAUCUUAAGGAUGCUGAAGGGAUAGGAAAAGCCAAAUUUCUUUCAAUUCAAGAUGAUUAUUGCCAUUUUCUACAAGUCACUGGACAAAAAGAGAGAGCUACCUCCAUCCUGAGAGAGUCCCUGGAGGCCAAAGUGGCAGUGUUUGGCGAUCUCAGUCCCGAGGUGGCAGAGACAUACCGGCUCCUGGGCGGGGCUGACCUGGCACAGGGGAACCAGAGCGGGGCCCACAAGAAACUGAAGAAGUGUCUUCAGAUCCAGACCCUCUUAUAUGGACCACAGGACAAGAGGACUCUGGCCACCCAGCGGACCAUGGAUGUCCUGUCCAAGGCCCCCGAGAAGGCCGUGAAGCCUCGGCAGCCCCCAAGAGCCAAGGCGGCCUUCUGCACCUGCGGGCCGCAGCACACCGUGCUGGGGAAGGCCAGGCCCAACGCAGCCGACUGAGCCCACCCCCACCAAAAGCUCUGCUCAUGCCUGGGUGCUGACACUUAGGGUGCUCUAUAAAUCUCUCUCCAUCCAGGAGGUGGACUUCAACAGUCAUUGGACAGAUUUUCUAGGCUGUUUGCUCCAAAUGCAACAGCGAUCCCAUAAACCUCCCAUGGGCCACCUUUUGACAGUGGAUGCCCUUCCCGGUGAUCUGGCGCUGCUAUAAAGCAUUUUUCUUUUUACCACCUUAGUGGUUUUUCUUGCCAGCAAGAAUUUUUACCCAUCAACACUACUGUGGCUGAAAGGCUUCUCUUCAAAAGUUCGAAACUUCCUGUGUAGGAAAGUAGACUCAACAUCUGAUCAUGUGUAUGUGUGUAUAUAUAUAUAUAUAUAUAUAUACACACACACACAUACAUACAUGGUGUAUAGCCCCUUGUGCAGGCCUGGAGUCAGAUCUGGAGCAGUAAAAUUCUGGGGAAAGCCCUUUCUUAUAGGAAGGUAAUAGGGAUUGAGAAUAAAAUGCUAAUAAAAGGAAAUUUGGAAGUCCUGGGGUCAGUAUGUGUUUGUAAAAUGAAGCCACCUCAGAGCUCCUCGGAGCCUGGAAAGGGGCACCGAGGAAGCUUCUCCUCACUCGUGCACUCAGACGCUUAUCGAAUCUGGUUGAGCACCCAGAUGUACCAGGCGUGUGCUAAGAACUGAGGGCACAACGACAAACAGGACAGACACAGUCCCCAUCCUCUCAGAGCUUGCCAUCCAACGUGGACGCUAGUCAUUAAUCAUAUAAUAGUGGAGUUGGUUGAUGACAACUGAGGGAAAGAGCCCGGUACCACAGGGUGGGUGAUAAAUGGCCCUGACUUUUCCUAGAGGUCAGGGGAGGCAGGUGUAAGGGAGUGAAGAGAGCUGAGCAGGAGUGAGGCGGGCAUGGAGGGGCUGCAGGGAGGGAUGCUGACUCCCUGCUGCUGCCAACUGUGGCCGCCACUCCGGCGAGUGUUUUUUUUUUGGAGUUGGCACAGCCCUUGGCCCCCUACUCUCCCCGUUGUGUUCCAGGUUCAGCAUGUAGGUGGUAAGAGGGUGAGGUGGGAUGAGUGCUCAUGUCCACAGUGGUCUUUAGUCUCUUGGAGGGGGGACCAUCCUCAUUCAAGAACGGAAAGAGAGAGGGGCAUGUUUUGAGCACCUCUCUCCAUGCUGUCAGUGGUGAGGUCCAGUGCCGGAACGAGGUGAAUGAGCACACAGAGGGUGGGAACGCGGUGUAGGCAAUGCUGUUCCUUCUCGUCCCCAUCCUAAUCCCAUGGGCUAGGUGCCCAGCAGGGCCGCAGGCUGCUGCUAAUAUGGCAGCAGGAUGCAGCAUGGCCCCCUCCCGCUCCAACACCCAGUAGGAAAGCCAAAACCACUCUGGGUCCAUUUGUGCUGGCCACCUUGAGAACUGAUGGGGGAAAUAAACCAAAGUUUCAUGGCAGGGUGGAGGGAGGCUGGGUCCCUUGUCCUCGACAGUGUGACAGCUGACUAUACAGGCCACCCCUGCUCGUACUCACCCAUCCCAGAUAGGCCUGUGGGAUGAAGGCACCAUUCAAAGGCGGCGUGAGAUGUCACUACUCUACCAAGUGUUCUAUCUAGGUGAAGACAUGGGUUUUGAUGUGGAUGGUGGAAAAGCAUUUUAAGUAUACAUCACACAGAGUCUGCCUCAAAAAUGUUUGUGCACCUCAGAAAUUCCUAUGCUGAAGCCCUAAAGCCCAAUGUGAAAGUAUUUAAGCUGGGGCCUCUGGGAAGUAAUUAGUACAUGAAGGUGAAGCCCCAAAAAUGGGAUUAGUGCCCUUAUAAGAAAAGACACUAGAGAAAUGAUCUUUCAACCAUGUGAGGGCACAGCAUGAAGGCAGCCGUCUGCAAACCAGAAGAGGACCCCCACCAAGAAUGAAUCCACCAGCACCUUGGUCUUGGAUUUUGAGCCACCAGACCUGUGAGAAAUAAGUGUCCAUUGUUUAAGCCUCCGGCCUGUGGUAUUCUGUUAUAGCAGCCUGAGCAGACUAAGAGCCCAUGCUAGGUUUUUGAAAAAACAAAAUGUAAAUUAUGGUGUUAUUUCUUCCUCUAUUUCUUGUAGGAUAAUAUUUUGGAAUCACAGAAACUAAAACACUUUUUAAAAAAUUUAGCCACCACCCUGAGAAAGAAUGAAUUUAGGAAUGUUCCAUCAAAUGUCUCCCAUCUAUUAAAUGUUUGAAUUUCAAAAUGAAAGGAAGAG